UCUCCUCCCACCAUUUUCUUUCUCUCUGGUGAAUUGUUGGAGAUCCCGCAUGGCUUCCAUCUCUCUCAAUUGAUUCCUCUCUCUCUCUCUCUGUUUCUUUAUCACUUGUUCAUUCAAUUCUUGAAAACCCCAGAUCCCCCUUUCUUGUUUCUUACUUGUUUGUUAGGUAUGAUGUCUUCCCUCCGCCCAGAUCUGACCAACAAAAUCUACCCUGAACCGUCCUCCUUCACCUUCUCCUCGCCGGAGGAACCUGUCGACCAUUUUGACCUUCUCCCGGACUCUCUCCUCCUCCUGGUCUUCAACAACAUCGGGGAUGUCAAAGCCUUGGGUCGUUGCUGCGUUGUUUCCAAGCGAUUUCAUACCCUUGUUCCGCAGGUUGAAAACGUCGUCGUGCGUGUCGACUGCGUUAUAUCUGAUGACGACGCCACCUCCGCCUCCGCUGCCUCUGAUAAAUCUCGUGGACCCUUUUCCAGUCUCGUGAGACUCGUCGUUGGAGGAAUCGUUAAGCCCAUCCAAGCUCUUGGCCAGUUCUUGGGACCCAAGAGAUCCUCGUCGUCGUCUUCAUCCUCGCCUUCUUCGUCUUCGUCCUCGUUAUCCGUCGGAAACAACGUUGAUGGUGAUGAUGAUCUUGAACAAGGAGGUGGAGUUACUCACCAUUCUCCUACACAGGUUCUCAAAAACUUUAACGAGAUUCGAUUUCUUAAGAUCGAGCUUCCAAGCGGCGAAUUGGGGAUCGAAGAUGAUGUAUUAUUGAAAUGGAGGGCGGAUUUUGGAUCGACCUUGGAUAACUGCGUCAUGCUCGGCGCUUCCUCCGUGAUUCACCCCGAGAAUUUUACAUCUAGUGACAGUAGCUUCGAUGGAGUAUGUGGGAUUAACGGGAUUGGGGUUGGGAAUGAUGAUAAUGGGAGUAUACCCGAAUCGUUUUACACCAAUGGUGGUUUGAAAUUACGGGUAGUGUGGACUAUAAGCUCAUUGAUUGCAGCAUCAGCAAGGCACUACUUGCUUCAACCCAUAAUUGCUGAGCAUAAGACAUUAGAUUCGUUGGUUUUAACAGAUGCAGAUAGACAAGGGGUGUUGUGUAUGAACAAGGAACAGUUAGAGGAGUUGAGGGUGAAGCCAUUGUCAGCUUCUUCAGCUUCAAAGAGAACCCUUGUGCCAGCUUUGAAUAUGAAGCUCUGGUAUGCUCCAUAUUUGGAACUACCUAAUGGGACUGUUCUCAAAGGAGCUACAUUGGUGGCAAUUAGGCCUAGUGAGCAGUCAGGACAGAAGGAGGUUUCUGAUGGCUCAUGGGUUUCAUCUGCUUUUGAGGAGCCUUAUGGAACUGCUGCCAGGAUGUUGGUCAAGAGGAGGACUUAUUGCCUUGAGAUGAAUUCCUUCUGAGUUUUCAUGGCUUCCUAAAGGCAUUAGCUUUAUGAUGGCUUUGGGAGUUGAGGAUUCUUGAAGGCAGUGAAAACACACAAAUUUGUUCUGCAUGUAGCUUACUCUAUAUAUAUGAGCUUUGAUGGUACGAAUGUUACUUACCUUGCAUACUUUGGUGAAGUGACCGUCCGUGGUUGAGACAAAGACUGUCACAUUUGGUGCUUCAACUGAUGGUUGGUAUCGGGUAUGUUUCAAUUUGUGUAUGGGAGGAAAAAGCGAGAAAACAGUUGCUGGUGGAUGGUGUUGUAAGAGCUUCUGUGGUUCUGUGUUUCUAGUCAUCUAUAUUUUAUACGAUCUUUAUUUCUGUGAAUAUUUAUAGGGGUAUGAAACAUGAGUAGUGUUUAUAUGUGGCUGUAAACGUUCAUUCAUUCAGCAAUGUUACGCUCAAACUGGCUUCCUUUCUUUCUGUAGAUUUUUCUGUUCUACUUUCAAGAUCUUCUCUGAAGUAUUGAUUCUUGAGUUGUUUGUGGUAGACUUGUUGCUACUUCAUUAGUGUAGUUCCCAUGUUUUUGUUAUAAUACAGAUAGUGUGGUUGUAUCUAUGAGUUGUAUCAAUCACAUUGGAUUAAGGCAAUGGUUUGCUUGUUCAGUUCUUG
Cynara cardunculus var. scolymus (artichoke) is the source of this 2014-nucleotide messenger RNA. RefSeq names its product F-box protein At5g46170. NCBI's taxonomy places the organism in Eukaryota, Viridiplantae, Streptophyta, Magnoliopsida, Asterales, Asteraceae. Bases 169 to 1380 code for a protein of 403 amino acids. The record is from RefSeq and is a predicted model, not a curated record. Gene Ontology annotation, molecular function: protein binding. The transcript is spliced from 2 exons.